AUGGAUCAGUCCCACAAGCUUUCUUCCUUCAGUUGUGAACUGAGAAUAAUACAAGCCCAAAAUGUUGAGGCCAUAAAGUCAGCAAGAAACUUAUUUGCUAGGUUAUAUCUUCCUUCAGGGAACAACAAAAGAAUUCAACUCAACACCAAAAAAGUUUCCUCAAAUAUCAAUCAUGUUCCCUUUUGGAACGAGUCCUUUAGCCUAGAUUGUUCAUGUCCCCAAGAAUUCUUGGAAAGCCUCAAGAAGGAAAGGCUUGUGUUGGAGCUAAGGCAAAGCAAGAUUUGGGGGUCACAUGUGGUGGGAAAGGGUGAGAUUCCUUGGAAGGCAAUUCUUGAAUCACCAAAGAUGGAGUUGAAGGAAUGGGUGAAGAUGGAUUUGGUGAGUGGAAGCAGUGACUGUGAUGAAGAUGGUGUUAAUUUCAAGGCACCAGAAGUGCAAGUGGAGAUUAAUAUAGAGAACAAGAGUAACAGGAGAAAGAGAUUGACCAAAAAGUGGGACGAGUGUGGAUGCAAACAUGGGCAUGAUCUAAAUGCAUGGUGCAGCGCUGAAGAUUAUGAUAUAUUGGCUUUAGGAGCAGUUUUGGAGGCUUUUUGA
Sphenostylis stenocarpa is the source of this 594-nucleotide messenger RNA. The record is from the annotation of a GenBank genome assembly. NCBI's taxonomy places the organism in Eukaryota, Viridiplantae, Streptophyta, Magnoliopsida, Fabales, Fabaceae.